CCUACAUGUGUCCACGAUCAAAAUCUCACGUUGCUGGGAAACGCUGAAAAAAUAAGCACAAAAUAAUGGCAUAAAUGUUGACCACAACAGGUUUAGCCAUCAUAAACCAAAUUUGUUAAGCAGUUUAGUUCGCUUUCCGGAGGCACUGUAAAUUGGCUCCUCUCAAUCCCGCAGAUUGUGUGGAAGGAAGAACUCGUGUGCGCAACAGGGAGAGACUGCGCGCCGUGAACAGACGGGUUCAUACUGUGUGUGUGUGCGCGAGAACUGAAGGAGAUCAGCAGAGCGUUGAAGAACAAUGAUACCGUGCCUGUGAGAAUCGGAUAAAUACACAGGGCUGUUGUAAAACUCCGACCGUCGUGAUCACGGGAGACUACGCAUGUAAGAUUCGUUACAUGUCAUUGUCAUUUCAAGUCAGUGCAUACAGUAAGAAGACCAGCCGCAUAGCCGCUUUCAUAAUGCUGGCGUGAGAAACCUACGGCGGGGUACUUAAAGUGCAACGGAGAGCCAGUGAACGGUUCCACUGUAAGGCUCCAGCAUGUCGAACCGAAAGCACCGGGACAACCAGGAGAUAUGCGCCCGCAAGGUCCGGGAGCUCGCGCAGACUGGAGUGAACAAGCACUGCUUCGAGUGCAAUCAACCCGGGGUGACUUACAUCGAUAUCACCGUGGGCUGCUUCGUAUGCACAUCAUGCUCUGGAAUGCUGAGAGGGCUCAACCCACCCCACAGAGUUAAGUCUAUUUCCAUGACAACCUUCUCCCAACAGGAAGUGGAGUUUUUGCAAAACCAUGGCAAUGAGAUUGGAAGGAGGACUUGGCUCUGCAUGUUUGACCCAAAAGCAGAUGGCUGUUUUGAUGCACGUGACAUGCAGAAACUGAAAGAGUUCCUCCAGGACAAGUAUGAGAGAAAGAAAUGGCAUUUCUCUAAAAACAAGAUUCGCAGGGAUGCAGAGACGCCAUGGGGCCCAGGGGUUCAGGCUGUUCCAGCUCCACACGGGCCCGCUCUGAGUCAGCCUCCGCCUGGACUCCACACCAAUUCCACUGCUCGGCCCACUCGUACACUGUCCCAGUCUCAGUUAUCAAUAUGGGACAGAGCUUCUGGUGUGUCUCCAGCAGAUAGCCGUCCAGAGGUGUUCACUGCCAGACCAACUCGCUCACAGAGCUUCAGAGACCAUCCCAUUAAAGACACAUUGUUAAGUGGUGUGGAGAGACAGAGGCCAGGGACAAUUUCUUCAGGAAUAGGACCUCAGAGUCAUCUCUCCUCCUUCCCUGCCCUUCCACGUCCUUCAGCAAGUAGCACUUUCAAAAACAGCUUUACUCUUGGUCGCACUCUGUCAACGGGGGGUGGAGCUCCAUUUAGACCCUUCCCUAAAUCGCUGAGUUUGGAUUUUGGUGGUCUAAGCCAUGGCCACAACACUCUAAGUUCAGCUGCUCCACCCUCUGUCACUCAGGAUAAGUAUGCAGCCUUGUCACAGCUUGACAAAGUGUUCUUGGACAACACACCUGUCACAGCCAUUUCAAUGACUCCCUCUGAUGGACCUCCUCAGUAUAGCACCCUCUUUGGUAACCGAUUGUCCUCAAGUUCCUCCCCUGCAAGCUCCCCAGGUGUUCCAGAGGCCACCUCUGGAUCGCAAACUUUUGCAAAUUUCCAAAACCCCUUCAAUUCUACAGCCAGUUGUGCCCAGCCUGUUCUGUCUCCCAGUAACCCCUUCAAAAGCACAGCCACAGAUGAUGCCCCCUCCUCAGCAGUCUGUCCUCAGUCUGUCUCUUUUCCUGCACCAACCACCCAAAGUGCUUUUUCACACCAUCAGUCUAGUUACCAGGAAGCGAAUGGUUUCAAUUCAUUUCCUGCCCCUGAGUCCAUCCCGAAAGUCCCACGACCAAUGUCUGUCAACCCUUUUACUGGGAAUGUUUACCCUAGCAGAGGAGCAUCACUGAAUCCUUUCAUCUGAUCCUGAACCACCUUGACCACAGAGAAAGAAAAAAGAGAGAGAGAGAGCUUAUUUUGCCAUGCCUACAGAAAAUGACCUCCUCUGGUUGAUCCCUGCCUUGAGUGUGUGUGUGAAUGUGUGAUCAUGUAUGUUAAAAUGUGUGGGUGUUUGUUAGCAUACAUUGUACAUGAUACUAUUUGUACAUGUUUUGUUAUGUGAGUGAAUGUGUGUGUUUGUAUGUGCCCUUUUGUACCAGAUGCUAGAUGCCAAGCUGUGUGAGUUUGUGUGUGUAAACGUGUCUGUGGGUUUUGCCAAAUAUCAGAAGAAUUUUUUCUGAUUGCAGGAGAACCUCUGGUGAAAAUGUGCUUAUGAGAGCAAUUAAGCAUAACACACACACACACACACACACACACACACACACACACACACACACACACACACUGCUGCUUCGACCUUGUGCUACUGCCAUACAGUAGAACAUCUAGUGCCAACAUCCCCCUAGCCUGAGUGUUUACUUAUUUUAGUGAAGGUUCAAACAAUGAGGUUGACACAUUACAGUAAAACAGUAGCAAUUUAAGCUUCACAUCAUCUCACUAAUGCAUUUUGUUCUCAGUGCUGAUUUGGUUUAAAUGAUGCAGAUGCAUGUUAAUAAGAUGGCAUAAAUGGCACAGGCUUUCCCUCACCUGUCUAUGUAUGUAUGCGGCGCUUGUUUCUAUUUAUUUUGACGUUGACGGUUUUUUUUAAACGUUUACAGUGUAUUUGUGUGUGCAUUGUUGGACUGCAUGCGCUUCAUAAGCAGAGCAGAAAGCUGCUGAAUGUAAUGCAUUGUUUCAGUGAUAAAUGAGGGGAAAAAAAGCUUCUUUUUAAAGUGUAUGGACCAAAAAUUGUCUAAUAUUGUCAAGUUUUCUGUACAACAAAGAAAUUGUUUCAUUUGUUAAAAAAAAAAAAAAAGGUUCAUAUAGAAUGUCUUUGUAUUGAGAUGUAUCCAUAUGCAUAAAGCUAUCCAUAACUGUUGUGCCAAUGUGUAUCUGAUUGUCUGUGUGCUGCGAAUCAAACUGAAUUUGCUGCUUUUGCAUUUUCAUGCAAUAUCUUUUUACAACAGCAUCAUUUAUAUUUUUCUGUAAAGAUCAUAAUCGCAUUAUGAAUGUAUUUGCACUCUAUGAACAUUAGGGCUUUGAACUAAAAUUAAAAUGAAAAGUAUAAAUUUCA
This is a messenger RNA of Myxocyprinus asiaticus (Chinese sucker), 3136 nucleotides long. RefSeq names its product ArfGAP with FG repeats 2 (gene agfg2). The transcript has 14 exons. Bases 536 to 1948 code for a protein of 470 amino acids. Lineage: Eukaryota; Metazoa; Chordata; Actinopteri; Cypriniformes; Catostomidae. The record is from RefSeq and is a predicted model, not a curated record. Gene Ontology annotation, molecular function: GTPase activator activity.